Molecule: messenger RNA, 2202 nt
Organism: Biomphalaria glabrata
Lineage: Eukaryota; Metazoa; Mollusca; Gastropoda; Planorbidae
Exons: 1
Coding region: 1-2202 (733 amino acids)
Source: RefSeq, a predicted model, not a curated record
AUGGUGCUACAGCCUAUAAGGGGCCCUAGCCUGCCUCCAUUCAGACCUCUCCUGAGCCUUUCAUCCACAGUGUUAGAUCAGCAUCUGUCCAUCCCAGUGGUGCUACAGCCUAUAGGGGGCUCUAGCCUGCCUCCAUUCAGACCUCUCCUGAGCCUUUCAUCCACAGUGUUAGAUCAGCAUCCAUCCAUCCCAGUGGUGCUACAGCCUAUAGGGGGCUCUAGCCUGCCUCCAUUCAGACCUCUCCUAAGCCUUUCAUCUACAGUGUUAGAUCAGCAUCCAUCCAUCCCAGUGGUGCUACAGCCUAUAGGGGGCUCUAGCCUGCCUCCAUUCAGACCUCUCCUGAGCCUUUCAUCCACAGUGUUAGAUCAGCAUCCAUCCAUCCCAGUGGUGCUACAGCCUAUAGGGGGCUCUAGCCUGCCUCCAUUCAGACCUCUCCUGAGCCUUUCAUCCACAGUGUUAGAUCAGCAUCCAUCCAUCCCAGUGGUGCUACAGCCUAUAGGGGGCUCUAGCCUGCCUCCAUUCAGACCUCUCCUGAGCCUUUCAUCCACAGUGUUAGAUCAGCAUCCAUCCAUCCCAGUGGUGCUACAGCCUAUAGGGGGCUCUAGCCUGCCUCCAUUCAGACCUCUCCUGAGCCUUUCAUCCACAGUGUUAGAUCAGCAUCCGUCCAUCCCAGGGGUGCUACAGCCUAUAGGGGGCUCUAGUCUGCCUCCAUUCAGACCUCUCCUGAGCCUUUCAUCCACAGUGUUAGAUCAGCAUCUGUCCAUCCCAGUGGUGCUACAGCCUAUAGGGGGCUCUAGCCUGCCUCCAUUCAGACCUCUCCUGAGCCUUUCAUCCACAGUGUUAGAUCAGCAUCCGUCCAUCCCAGUGGUGCUACAGCCUAUAGGGGGCUCUAGCCUGCCUCCAUUCAGACCUCUCCUGAGCCUUUCAUCCACAGUGUUAGAUCAGCAUCUGUCCAUCCCAGUGGUGCUACAGCCUAUAGGGGGCUCUAGCCUGCCUCCAUUCAGACCUCUCAUGAGCCUUUCAUCCACAUUGUUAGAUCAGCAUCCGUCCAUCCCAGUGGUGCUACAGCCUAUAGGGGGCUCUAGCCUGCCUCCAUUCAGACCUCUCCUGAGCCUUUCAUCCACAUUGUUAGAUCAGCAUCCAUCCAUCCCAGUGGUGCAACAGCCUAUAGGGGGCUCUAGCCUGCCUCCAUUCAGACCUCUCCUGAGCCUUUCAUCCACAGUGUUAGAUCAGCAUCCAUCCAUCCCAGUGGUGCAACAGCCUAUAGGGGGCUCUAGCCUGCCUCCAUUCAGACCUCUCCUGAGCCUUUCAUCCACAGUGUUAGAUCAGCAUCCAUCCAUCCCAGUGGUGCUACAGCCUAUAGGGGGCUCUAGCCUGCCUCCAUUCAGACCUCUCCUGAGCCUUUCAUCCACAGUGUUAGAUCAGCAUCCAUCCAUCCCAGUGGUGCUACAGCCUAUAGGGGGCUCUAGCCUGCCUCCAUUCAGACCUCUCCUGAGCCUUUCAUCCACAGUGUUAGAUCAGCAUCCGUCCAUCCCAGGGGUGCUACAGCCUAUAGGGGGCUCUAGCCUGCCUCCAUUCAGACCUCUCCUGAGCCUUUCAUCCACAGUGUUAGAUCAGCAUCUGUCCAUCCCAGUGGUGCUACAGCCUAUAGGGGGCUCUAGCCUGCCUCCAUUCAGACCUCUCCUGAGCCUUUCAUCCACAGUGUUAGAUCAGCAUCCGUCCAUCCCAGUGGUGCUACAGCCUAUAGGGGGCUCUAGCCUGCCUCCAUUCAGACCUCUCCUGAGCCUUUCAUCCACAGUGUUAGAUCAGCAUCCGUCCAUCCCAGUGGUGCUACAGCCUAUAGGGGGCUCUAGCCUGCCUCCAUUCAGACCUCUCCUGAGCCUUUCAUCCACAGUGUUAGAUCAGCAUCUGUCCAUCCCAGUGGUGCUACAGCCUAUAGGGGGCUCUAGCCUGCCUCCAUUCAGACCUCUCCUGAGCCUUUCAUCCACAGUGUUAGAUCAGCAUCCAUCCAUCCCAGUGGUGCUACAGCCUAUAGGGGGCUCUAGCCUGCCUCCAUUCAGACCUCUCCUGAGCCUUUCAUCCACAGUGUUAGAUCAGCAUCCAUCCAUCCCAGUGGUGCUACAGCCUAUAGGGGGCUCUAGCCUGCCUCCAUUCAGACCUCUCCUGAGCCUUUCACCUCCAGUCUCAUUCUUUUUAUAUUAA